Wasmannia auropunctata (little fire ant) is the source of this 2849-nucleotide messenger RNA. RefSeq lists its product as uncharacterized. Bases 1723 to 2748 code for a protein of 341 amino acids. NCBI's taxonomy places the organism in Eukaryota, Metazoa, Arthropoda, Insecta, Hymenoptera, Formicidae. The record is from RefSeq and is a predicted model, not a curated record. The transcript is spliced from 4 exons.
CAGGCAAGUUUUCGAAGGCAAGGACGGCUAAGUACCGCGGUUGCUGAUCUCCAGACAGGAUGCCGAGGCCAAUAAUCAUUUGUCGUGAAAAUUAGUGUCCUAAUAUCGUACGACUGUGAUAAAAAAAAAGACAUAUCUAUCAACUUUGUGGUUUAAACAUGUGUCAAAUGAAAAAUCAAAAGUAAUAAUAAUAAAGAAAAUAACGAAUCAGUGUUAAAAACGUGUUCCAAUACUCGUGAUUUUAAUUUUAAUUGCAAAUUUUAUAAUAAAUUUGCAAUCAAUUUUACCCCAGUAAAAGUGUCAAUGCAUAAGUAACAUUUAUAGCUGCUUUUUGCAAGCGAAACUUCGAAGAUAGAAACAAGAUUACGUUCUUCGGUUAAUUUCCGGUAAACUUUAUUUUAACAAAAAUUUUUUGUUUGAUGAAUUUUAAUGUUACAAUUUAUAAUAUCGGGAACGUCAGAGUUAAGAUUGUAGAUUUGUAGGAACAUCAUACAUUUCUAAUCAAGUUGAAAAUCUUGAUACUUUCCUCGGAUGAUAAAAACCAUGUGUUCCUUAGUUUCUCUACCUUCAUACGAAGAAGAUCAUAGAAUGCAAACAAGGUGAAAUUUGUCGCAUCUAAAAAUAGAGUGCGUGGUUCGUUAAAACUCGAUUGCGCCCAGUAAGACUGUCGUCCGCGUGCGACAAGUGCUCCACUUAAAUCGUUUCACGUACGCCUGCAUUUUCGCAAUCGAUAGAAAUCUUCGCGCGAUAUAUUAUACUUCAUGGAAGUAGAAAGUCUUACGCCGUAGGCAUGUGCAGUUCAGCGCGAUCGCUUUGGAAAUUACCGCGACGUAAUCAGUCACCGCAUGGACUCUCGACUGAUAUUAUUCAAUAAUCACGUCGUUACUAAUGGAUAUAUUAAACAUUAUAUAACUACGAGAUUUGCAAGUAAUUUUCCAGCAUUUCUUAUGCGAGUGGAUCGCGAUACUCGGUGUCUACAAACAAUUAACUAGCUGUAAUGUUUCGCGAAUAUCUCAUACGUUUAACAACUUUCUUGCUGUCAGAACGUCGAUUAUCUGUAAAGUGAAACGCUGCAGAGAGUCCGAACGACGACGUUGGAACAUAUCGGAUACUCAUCGGAUUUCAUUGUUUCGCAACACACACACGAUAAAGUUCGACCACAAAGCACCAUUAAUUCGGUGCACGCGUUACGCGUUCGCGUCACGUACUGUCGAAAUGGAUCGUCGAAAUCUUCGAAUGUCCGGGAACGAAUCGCCGGCAUUGGCCGGUAGUCAAGCUCAAUCAGCGGCGUGGGCCAUCAACCAGCAACAGUCGUAUAAUGCGUUCGUCGUGUUAGAUCGAAGGGAAGCAAUUUUCUGGACAAUCGUGCGUGAAGGAUAGAAACUGCCGUUUUGUUACCGCAAACCAUGAGUGACGCAUAGACUCUAUAGGCGGAAAAGGUUUCGGAAUCAAGACUCUCUUGCGUAAAGAUUUGAUAUUAAUAUUGCUUCGGGAUACAGUCUAGAACAGUUGGCUUAUGAGUGUUGAAGAAAGUAGCGUGCUGAGUGAUUGAAUAAUGUGUUAAAGAAGAUAGUAUAUUGAGUGAUUGAAUAAUGUAUUGAAGAAGGUAGCAUGCUGAGUGAUUGAAUAAUUUUUUGAAGAAAUGUAUAUGAGUUCAAAGAGAAGGAAUGUUUUAGAACGUGUGUCUGGAUUUAAAAGCCAUCGGAUUUAAUUGCCGUCAAUAUGUAUAUGUCACCACUCAAUUCCUUUGCAGCCAAUUGGUUGCUCCUUUGCUUGAUCAUUCCAUUUUAUAGCGGAGCUAUGAGAUUAGAUAGGUCAGAUUGGGUCCCUUACGAGGUCAACGAUCCCGUGCAUCACCAAUUUCGACCGAUACCAGAACCAGUUUCUUUGAAAGAACAGUUCCGGUCUAAUGUCCCAAAACCACAGUACAACGUUUAUCAUUCUCAGCAUAAUUCAUUGCAACCUGGGAUAUUUUCUAAGGAUCGCUAUUCUGAAGACAAUGUGAAGCAAAAUGCAGCGAAAUACAUGCCAGAAUAUCAGCUGGGAGAAGUAUACAGACCGUAUUAUUAUUCUCAAUUUGUUAAAAGUCAAAGGACUCCUACAAAAGAAAAUGCCGCGCAACUUUUGGAGCGCGAGGAAACGCGAGAAAUUGACGAGGAAGUAGUGAAGAAAAUGAACAUGUUAGACAAAAUAUUGUCUGAAGAUACUGACGAGAAUGACGUCGAGAUGAAGAAUUCGGUUGAAGAUGAAAUUAUCGCGGAAAUGAACAUCCCUGAAGAGACGAAAAGAGUUGUCAGGCAAGUUCGUAGGCAUCGGCCAGGAUUUUUCUGGACCUUAGCGAGGCUUGCUUUCGAGACAUUCAACGACACGCGAUCGGCGAUUAAACAAAUUAGUAAUCUUGUCAGUCAAAACAUCGAACCGGAUCCGACUACACGCCGACCAGCCAAUAGUCAUCCAUUGAUGGUUGCCGAAGCGAGAACAAUCGCACCGUCGGUUGAUCAGAAUAAUACGUCCACCGACAUGACAGAUGUUAACGCGACAACAACGACAACCACAGCGGCACCUUUCAGACUCACGUCAACCAAUCUGCAAAAUUUAAUUAGAAGAAAUUUGCGUGGAUUAGUGAGGCUCUUCAAUAUCGAAUGGCAGGAUGCCCUAAAUCAAUCAGAGAUAUCUGUAAGGGAGUUUCAAAAGGAUCUCGGGAAUCAAAUAGGUAGUUUUCUUCAGGAUAACCCAAACGCAUUUUAAAACGAAGACAGCAUCGCGAGAAGAAUUAAAUAGAUAUAAUAAACAUCAAGGUCAAAAAGUUCCGAAUUGUAUAUAAUAUAGUGAUUCAUUUAUACAUAUAA